Iphiclides podalirius (scarce swallowtail) is the source of this 1494-nucleotide messenger RNA. NCBI's taxonomy places the organism in Eukaryota, Metazoa, Arthropoda, Insecta, Lepidoptera, Papilionidae. The record is from the annotation of a GenBank genome assembly.
AUGGCCUCUAAUGAGGCACCCCUUGAGAAAAGCGAUGACGCGAACGGAAGGUCGAGCGUCAGUGGUACUGGUAGUCAUGUCAAAUUAAGGCGGGAACUGGGACUUUUUUCUGCUGUUAAUCUUAUACUUGGCGUGAUGAUUGGGUCAGGAAUUUUCAUAUCCCCGGCAUCUGCAUUAGAACAUUCCGGUUCCGUUGCUUUAUGUUUGAUAAUAUGGACAGUGUCUGGAGUUAUUUCCUUACUAGGUGCUCUGUCUUUCGCUGAAUUAGGAACUGUGCUGGGUAAAUCUGGUGCAGAAUAUUCAUACUUUCAAGAAGCAUUUGGCAAUUGUCACAAGUAUUGGGGGCCACUGCCGUCGUUUUUAUGCGCGUGGAUAUAUGUAGUAAUUCUAAGGCCUGCUGAAGUAGCCGUUGUUGUAAUGACAUUUGCAGAAUAUGCAAUACAACCGUUUACAAUUAAUAUACAUCCGGAUUAUAAAGAUACAGCUAUUAAGUUAGCAUCAUUGUCUGCAUUAUUUGUGAUGACCUACAUCAACAUAACCAGCGUGAAGUUGUUCGUAAAGGUGCAGAACAUUUUCGGUGUCUGUAAGGUGUUCGCUUGCCUUAUCGUCAUCGGCGGUGGCGCAUACGAGAUUGCGAAAGGUAACACCGGGAGCCUGGGCAAAGGUUUUGAGGGCAGCACCACCAGCCCUGGCGGGGUCGCGCUCGCCCUUUACUCAGGGCUGUGGGCAUACGACGGCUGGAACAGUGUGACGGUGGUCACUGAAGAGAUCAUCAACCCUGGCGUCAACGUGCCGCUGAGCAUAUCGAUCGCGGUGCCCCUCAUCACGGCGCUGUACGUGUCUAUGAACGUGGCGUACAUGGCGGUGCUCACGCCCGCCGAGAUGGUGUCCGUGCCGGCGGUGGCGGUCGCCUUCGGGGACCGGGUGCUCGGCCGCGGCAGCUUCCUGGUGCCGCUCGGCGUGGCGGUGGCCACCUUCGGCUGCGCGCUGAGCGUCCAGUUCGGCGUCACCAGAGUUUGCUACACCGCGGCCCGCGGUGGGCACAUGCUGGAGGUGUUCUCGUAUGUGAACGUGAAGCACCUCACCCCCGCGCCAGCCGUAGCGUUCCAGGCGGUGCUGACGAGCGCGUUCAUCCUGACGGGCAACAUCCGCACGCUGAUCGACUUCGCGAGCUGGUUCCUGUGGUUCUUCUACGGGCUGGCGAUGGUCGCGCUGCUCGUGCUGCGGCGCACGCGCGCCUCCAGCCCGCGGCCCUACCGCGUGCCCACGCCGGUGCCGUGCGCCGUGCUGGCCGUGGCGCUCUUCCUCUCCGUGCUGCCGCUGGUGCACGACCCUUCGCUCAAGUACCUCGCCGCGCUCGGGUUCAUCGCCCUCGGCGUCGCGCUCUACACGGUCUUCGUCUACCACCGGAAGACGCCCGCCGCGCUGCUCAGAAAAUUCACAUUCAUCACGCAAAUGCUCUUCCAGAGCGUUCCGCCUGCCGAACACGAAGAC